AUGGUGAUGGAAGUAAAGGAAGACCAGAACGGCGCCGCUCAGCACGCUAUCUCCUGCAAAUCCAGUGCUUUACGAUCGCACCGCCUCGAGCCCAUCACUAAGCUGGAGGGAAAUGAGUUUCUAAAAGCUUGGGUCGACUGCUAUCGCAGUCAUUAUCGUCUGUGGACGCAGGGCGUGGUGUGCGAUGACAUCGGGCUGCAAAACUUGAUGUACGAUGUACACACGAAGCGUGGGGUGCUAACCGACUUGGACAUUUCGCGUGGCAAGAGACGGCCUGGAGUCUUCCGACCGUUAACUUACCACGACAAGAAUUCCGACAAAAGACGAGCAUACAGACAUUACUGCAAUGGCAUGAUGUCGUUCAUCUGGAUCCUAUGCUAUGCGCUGCUGAAGAGGUGCCACGACGUAAGGUACAGAGCGUUGUUGGAUGGAUGGAGUCCUCGACAUCACGAUCACCGCAGAUAUCAAAAGGCGCAGUUUACGAAUCUUGUCCUGAUCGAUAUGCGCUCUGGGACGACUCAAUCGGCCGAACAGCACAGCAUUGAUGGUCGGAUAUGGAGAGUGGUUCGCAUCCUUGUUUUGUGGUUAUCUGUGCGAAAGGGCAUGUUCGCACUGGAGGAAUUUGGUUAUAGUCCCUGGGACCACGAUCCAAAGAAGAUUUUCGACGAGUUGGAGAAGGUCAUAGGAGCGACGUGGACGUCGGGAUCUUUUGUGCCGUUGCACGGUCCGGCACCACUGAAACCUCGCUUUCGCCGAGAAUUGAACUCCUUCCUACCGCCCUGUUGGAAAAUUCGGCGAGCAGGUCAUGAUUAA
This is a messenger RNA of Sparassis crispa, 813 nucleotides long. RefSeq lists its product as hypothetical. The transcript has 2 exons. The record is from RefSeq and is a predicted model, not a curated record. NCBI's taxonomy places the organism in Eukaryota, Fungi, Basidiomycota, Agaricomycetes, Polyporales, Sparassidaceae. The coding region runs from base 1 to 813 and encodes 270 amino acids.